AUGUACAUCAGAAGGGUUGUCAUCAAAGGUUUUAAAACUUAUAGAAAUGAGACGAUCAUUGAUAACUUUUCUCCUCAUCACAAUAUAGUAAUAGGAUCAAAUGGUUCAGGUAAGUCGAAUUUCUUCGCAGCUAUAAGAUUCGUUCUAAGUAAUGACUAUGCCAACUUGAAAAGAGAGGAAAGACAAGGUUUAAUCCACCAAGGAUCAGGAUCUGUUAUGAGUGCAUCUGUGGAAAUAGUAUUCCAUGAUCCAAGCCAUCGAAUAAUUCUACCGUCUGGUAUUCCUCCAAGAGAAAAUGAUGAAGUUUUCGUAAGAAGAACAGUUGGAUUGAAGAAGGAUGAUUAUCAGUUAAACGAUAGAAAUGUAACGAAAAGUGAUGUUGUUAGAAUGCUAGAAAGCGCAGGAUUUUCAAUGAGUAACCCAUAUAACAUUGUUCCUCAGGGCCGUAUAGUAGCAUUAACAAACGCAAAGGAUAGGGAAAGGUUACAUCUUUUAGAAGAAGUGGUAGGCGCUAAGUCAUUUGAAGUUAAAUUGAGAGCAUCUUUGAAGAAGAUGGACGAAACUGAGAAGAAAAGAGCCCAAAUUGCCCAAGAGAUGGAAGAAUUGGUGGGUAAAUUAAAGGAAAUGGAAGAAGAACAGAAGGAAUUAGAGAGGUAUAAUAGCUUAGAACGAAAUCGUAAAGUUUUCCAGUUUACCUUGUACGAUAGAGAAUUGAAUGAUGUGAUAAAUCAGAUUGAAAGGCUAGAUGGCGACUACAAUGCCACGGUACAUUCAUCUGGGGACUACAUUAAGGAAUUAGAUCAAAGAGAGGAAAUGAUAUCUCAGGUCUCCAAAGAGUUACAACAAUUGGAAUCAUCACUGAAAAUAAAGGAAUCAACGGAAUUACAACAAUCGAAGGACAAAAAUUCAGAAUUAUCGACAGAAUUAGCUAAUUUAAAUGUCAAAAUUACAGAUUUGGAAUCACAGAUUCAAUUACACGAUGAACAAGUUAAAAUAGAUGAAACGAAUUUACAAAUAAUCAACGAAGCUGUUCAGCAAAAUCAAAGACAACUGGAAAAGGUAGAGCCUAGAUUUCAAGAAUUGAAUAAGGAAGAAACCGGAUUAAAAUUGAAAUUGGCAGAAUUACGAGAAAGAGAAAGAGAUUUGCUUUUGAAAAAAGGUAAAUACGCUGAUUUUAGGACUAAGGAAGAACGUGAUUCUUGGGUAGAACAAGAGAUUAAAGAUCUCAGGAACAAAUUGGACAACCUCAAAGAAGUGAAACAAAAUGUAGAAUUAGAACGCAGCGAGAUCAGAAACAAAUUAGCAGCCAUAGAUGAACAGAUCGACGAGUUGACAGAUUCUAUACAGGGCCCAGGGGCAUUAGCUGAAUUGAACGAUUUAGAUACUGAACUUAAUAAUACAAAGCAUCUUUAUGGUCAAAAGAUUGAUGAACGGAAAGAGCUUUGGAGAACGGAACAGAGGUUACAAUCGCUUUUGGAAGCCACAACAAACGAUGUUAAAAGAUCAGAAGGUGAAGUCACUGAAACUAUGAGCAGGGAUCUGGCAAAUGGUAUUAAGAGCGUUAAAGAAAUUGCAGAAAAGUUAAAACUACCAGAUGGAUGUGUAUUUGGCACUUUGGGAGAACUUAUUAAAGUGAAUGAUAAGUAUAAAAAAUGUGCCGAAGUCGUGGGCGGCAAUUCCCUUUUUCACAUUGUGGUGGAUACAGACGAAACUGCAUCUCUAAUAAUACAGGAAUUAUACAGAAUGAAAGGUGGCAGGGUCACUUUUCUACCAUUGAACAGAGUUUACAGCGACCCAAACAUUACCUAUCCACCAAAUGAGCAAGCCUCGUGUACACCUCUGAUAAAGAAAAUCAGGUAUGAUGCAAGGUUUGAAAAAGCUGUCAAACAAGUGUUUGGGAAAACUAUUGUAGUAAGAGAUCUUUCUACGGGAGCGAGGCUCGCUAAAAGAUUCAGGCUCAAUGCAAUUACUCUAGAUGGAGAUAGAGCUGAUAAGAAAGGUGCUCUAACGGGUGGUUACCAUGAUCAACAUAAAAAGACCAGAUUAGAUCUUCUGAAAAAACUCAAAGAUUCCAGAUCUCAAUACAAGUCGCUAGUCUCUGAACUGGAACUUAUGAGGCAGAAGAUACAGGAUAUCGAUGCAAGCAUCGAUACCGUAAAUGGUACAACUAGAUCACUAUCAAAUAAGAGGGAAACGAUUUUAACGAAUAUGGAUAGCUGGAGGGCUAAACUAAAUAAUAAAAAGACAGAGAAAAUCUUCUUAGAGGAAUCCAUGCAGGCAUUGAUUGUAAAGGCUGAAAAGACGGAAACUAAUAUUAGGGUUAGUGAGGAAAAAAUAUCCACAUAUCUCGAGGAACUAUCCCAAGAUUUUGAUAACGAACUGUCUAGGGCUAAACAAGCAGAGUUGGAAAACUUGAAAUCAUCUAUUUUGGAUAUUCAGAAUAAAUUAUACAUGACUUCCGAAGCUCUUGAAGGUUUAACCAACAACAUAGACUCUCUUAAUGCCACAUUGAACUCAAAGUUGAUUCCACAGCAGAAGGAAUUGAAAGCAAAACUUGCCGAAACAGGGGACUCCUUUAUUGCAGGAUUGAAAAGUGAAGUUCAGUCUAUGUUAAUCGUGAAAACGACUUUGGACAACCAGCUUGAGAUUUCAAAUGAAGAAUUGAGUGGCAUACAAGAGGAGAUAAAGAAUAUGUCUGAAAGGAAAAAGAACAGUGAAAAAUCCCUAGAGAAAGCUAACAGCCAACAAGCUUCUCUUUUGAAGAAACUGGAAACUUUUCAGAAGGAUGCAGAGAAAUCCAUGGUCAAGAAGACUACACUUGCCGCCAGACGUGAAGAAUUGCAACAAAAAAUCCGCGAGGUGGGCCUUCUCGCUGAAGAAGCAUUGAACAGCUUCAACAAUUUAUCAAGUGGGGAAUUGCUUCAAAGACUAAAUUCUGUAAAUGAGGAUAUUUCAGGCUUGAGUAAUGUGAAUAAAAGAGCAUUUGAAAACUUUAAGAAAUUUGGAGAAAAGAGAACGGAAUUGGAGGAAAGGGCAGAAGAACUUGAUGAAUCCAAAUCUUCUAUUCAGAAUUUAAUAACAAGGCUUAAAAGACAAAAAGUCAAUGCGGUAGAUUCAACGUUUAACAAGGUUUCGGAAAACUUCUCUAAGGUAUUUGAGAAAUUAGUACCUCGAGGCACCGCCAAGCUUAUCAUCCAUCGAAAUACUGAUAUUCAAGAAGAUCCUAAUGAUGACGAAGAUGUGAAUAUGAGUGACGGUGAUGAAAAUGAUGAGAGCCGUUCAAAGUCAGUUGAAGCGAUGUAUUCUGGUGUUUCAAUAUCAGUUUCUUUCAACUCCAAAAAAAACGAACAACAGCAUGUGGAACAACUAUCCGGUGGUCAGAAAACGGUUUGUGCCGUGGCGCUCAUCUUGGCUAUUCAAAUGGUAGAGCCUGCACCCUUUUAUCUUUUUGACGAAAUUGACGCAGCUCUAGAUAAACAGUAUAGAACGGCGGUUGCCAGUACCAUUAAAGAACUAUCUGAAAACGCUCAAUUCAUUUGUACCACUUUCAGAUCCGACAUGCUUGAAGUUGCAGAUAAGUUUUAUCGAGUCAAGUACGAAAAUAAAAUAUCCACUGUAAUCGAAGUGGAUAAGAGAGGAGCUAUUCAAUUCAUUCGCGGUAACAACAAAUUUGCGGAGAUGUAA
Messenger RNA from Zygosaccharomyces rouxii, 3684 nucleotides. It is a transcript of the gene SMC3, whose product is annotated as cohesin subunit SMC3. Gene Ontology annotation, biological process: mitotic sister chromatid cohesion. The coding region runs from base 1 to 3684 and encodes 1227 amino acids. Gene Ontology annotation, molecular function: ATP hydrolysis activity; ATP binding; double-stranded DNA binding. The record is from RefSeq and is a predicted model, not a curated record. The transcript has a single exon. Gene Ontology annotation, cellular component: chromosome. NCBI's taxonomy places the organism in Eukaryota, Fungi, Ascomycota, Saccharomycetes, Saccharomycetales, Saccharomycetaceae.